Molecule: messenger RNA, 1137 nt
Organism: Scheffersomyces amazonensis
Lineage: Eukaryota; Fungi; Ascomycota; Pichiomycetes; Serinales; Debaryomycetaceae
Product: Mrp/NBP35 family ATP-binding protein
Exons: 1
Coding region: 51-1040 (329 amino acids)
Biological process (GO): iron-sulfur cluster assembly
Cellular component (GO): cytosol
Molecular function (GO): 4 iron, 4 sulfur cluster binding; ATP binding; ATP-dependent FeS chaperone activity
Source: RefSeq, a predicted model, not a curated record
GAUCUACUGACUAAUUAUAUAGUAGAAUAAUAAAUUAAACAGGUUAGGUUAUGGCACCUUCAAGAGAUAUUGAAAAGACUCAGUUACAGGCGCCCGAACCAGAGCAUUGUCCUGGACCUGAGUCAGAAGCAGCAGGUAAAGAUGAUGCUUGUCAAGGAUGUGCUAAUCAAGAUAUUUGCUCAUCCCAAUUACCAAAAGGUCCAGAUCCGGAUUUACCAUUAAUAAAUAAAAGAUUAAGACAAAUAGAUCAUAAGAUAUUAGUAUUAUCUGGGAAGGGAGGUGUUGGAAAAUCUACAUUUACUUCUAUGUUAUCAUGGGCAUUAGCUGCCGAUGAAGAUAUAGAAGUAGGAGCCAUGGAUUUAGAUAUUUGUGGACCUUCAUUACCAAGAAUGUUAGGAGCGGAAGGUGAAUCAGUUCAUCAAUCUAAUUCUGGAUUGUCACCUGUAUAUGUAGCAGAUAAUUUAGGAUUAAUGAGUAUAUCAUUUAUGUUACCAGAUCCAGAUUCAGCAAUUAUUUGGAGAGGAGCUAAAAAGAAUGGAUUAAUAAAACAAUUUUUAAAGGAUGUAAAUUGGGGAGAUCAUUUAGAUUAUUUGGUAGUUGAUACCCCACCUGGAACAUCAGAUGAACAUCUUUCAGUAACAUCUUAUAUGAAAGAAGUUGGUAUAGAUGGUGCAUUAAUUGUAACUACUCCACAAGAAGUAGCAUUAUUAGAUGUACGUAAAGAAAUUGAUUUUUGUCGUAAAGCAGGAAUUAAAAUUCUUGGUUUAGUAGAGAAUAUGUCAGGAUUUGUAUGUCCAAAUUGUAAAGGUGAAUCACAAAUAUUUAAACCAACCACUGGUGGUGGGGAGAAAUUAUGUCAAGAUUUAAAUAUCCCAUUCUUAGGUUCUGUACCUUUAGAUCCUCGUAUUGGAAGGUCGUGUGAUGCUGGUCAGAGUUUCUUUGAUAAUUAUGCUGAUUCUCCAGCUGCAACUGCUAUUUUAGAUGUGGUGGAUGCUUUAAGAGAUCUGGUAGAAUUAAAUGUUUCCAAUUUAAGUAUAUGACAACUUUAUGUUGUUAUAGCCCUUACCAUUAUAUAUUAUGUACUAUAGCCUUAGAUUUAUUUAAUUAUUAUUAAAUAUAUACGCACCAAAAGCAUCU